Paramecium octaurelia is the source of this 342-nucleotide messenger RNA. The record is from the annotation of a GenBank genome assembly. Lineage: Eukaryota; Ciliophora; Oligohymenophorea; Peniculida; Parameciidae.
AUGAAUCCUAAUGCAUCUCGUCUAAAAUUUCAACCCGCUGUAACUCUCAAUAAACGAACUUUCGACUUAGAUUUAUUCGAAUUAGAGAAAAUAAAUUUCCUAAAUAAGAUGGAUAAAAUGCUCUCAUAAAUAAACAGUUCUCAAGAGAUUAGAACCCCAACUUUUAAUACCCAUACUGAAAUACAUGAUAAUAAAGCAAAAUUAGUUGACUUGAACUCAAAUUAAUAGAAAAAAGUAUUGUUCAUCAGCACAAAAAUCGCAAAAAAACUAAAUAAAAGUAAAACAAGUGAUGUCUAUGAAUAAUCAACUCUUCCAAAUACUCAAUUGACCACAUAUUAAUGA